This is a messenger RNA of Terrapene triunguis (Three-toed box turtle), 683 nucleotides long. RefSeq names its product family with sequence similarity 50 member A (gene FAM50A). Lineage: Eukaryota; Metazoa; Chordata; Testudines; Emydidae. The transcript is spliced from 9 exons. The annotation marks the transcript as partial. Gene Ontology annotation, biological process: chromatin organization. The record is from RefSeq and is a predicted model, not a curated record. Gene Ontology annotation, cellular component: nucleus.
GGGUGUCUCAUUCCCAUUGUCCCCACAGAGCUGCCCCCCAAGAAGCGCAAACUGGGAAAGAAUCCGGAUGUGGACACCAGCUUCCUGCCGGAUCGGGACCGCGAGGAGGAGGAGAACCGCCUGCGCGAGGAGCUGCGCCAGGAGUGGGAGGCCAAGCAGGAGAAGAUCAAGAGCGAGGAGAUUGAAAUCACCUUCAGCUACUGGGAUGGCUCCGGCCACCGGCGCACGGUCAAGAUGAAGAAGGGGAACACCAUGCAGCAGUUCCUGCAGAAAGCCCUCGAGAUCCUGCGCAAGGACUUCAGCGAGCUCAGGUCAGCCGGGGUGGAGCAGCUCAUGUACAUCAAGGAGGAUCUGAUCAUCCCCCACCAUCACAGCUUCUACGACUUCAUCGUGACUAAAGCAAGAGGGAAAAGUGGGCCGCUCUUCAACUUCGACGUUCACGAGGACGUGCGACUCCUGAGCGAUGCCACUGUGGAGAAGGAUGAGUCCCACGCUGGGAAGGUCGUCCUGCGCAGCUGGUACGAGAAGAACAAGCACAUCUUCCCGGCCAGCCGCUGGGAGCCCUACGACCCCGAGAAGAAGUGGGACAAGUACACCAUCCGGUGAGAGAUGUAGCCCUGGAAUGCUGCUGUGGAGCCCCUGGCGUUGUUACUGCCCGAUGGUCAUCAUCUCUCCCCCCCCCC